Penicillium canariense is the source of this 837-nucleotide messenger RNA. Its product is annotated as RTA1 domain-containing protein. The record is from RefSeq and is a predicted model, not a curated record. The transcript is spliced from 2 exons. The coding region runs from base 1 to 837 and encodes 278 amino acids. Lineage: Eukaryota; Fungi; Ascomycota; Eurotiomycetes; Eurotiales; Aspergillaceae. Gene Ontology annotation, cellular component: membrane.
AUGGCGUCUGAUGAAAAUAUUUAUUCUUAUAGUCCUUCCCUUCCAGCCUCGGUCCUGUUCACUAUUCUCUACUUCUUCCCCUUCAUCUACCACCUCUACGUGACAGUCUUUGCCCCUUGUCGGGGUAGAUAUAACCGUGCUGGCCAUUUCAUCCCUUUGCUGAUAGGUGCCUUUCUCGAGGUGAUUGGAUAUGCCGUACGCAGUGCCAGUGUUGAAGAGCCUAGCAGCAUUCCCUUGUAUGCUGUUAGUGCCACUCUCAUUGUGAUCGCACCUGUCUUCGUGUGUGCGAGUCUCUACCUCUUGAUGGACAGGUUGAUCUGGACUAGAUCCGAUGAUCAGGCCCGUGAGAAGCCAGCGUCAUUCCGUUUCGUCCUGCGGCGUCCAUGGCUCCCUCGGAUCUUCGUUACGUUGGACAUCCUCAGCUGCCUUACCCAAGCGUCAGGAAGCAGUAUCGCCUCGGCAGGAGACUGGGAAGGAUCGGAGAAAGAUACCGGGACCGGAGUAUUGAUCGGCGGGUUGGCGCUACAGGUUGCGACCUUUGCGGCGUUCCUCCUCUUCGUCGGGUCGUUCCAUCUCAAAGCGAAAAGAGGAGGGGUAGUGAUCGAUGAUGGCGUGAGGCAGCUUUUGAGAGGGAUUUACAUAUCCGGCUUUUUCAUUCUGGUCCGUUGUGUAUACCGCAUGAUUGAGUUUGCCCUUGGAAUCGACGCGUAUUUCUUCAAUCAUGAAUGGGCAUUGUAUGUCCUCGAGGCAGUCCCGAUGCUCAUCGCCAUCAGCGUUCUUGGAUGGUACCACCCUGCACGAUUUCUGUCUCCAACCAGCUCCCCUAGCGCUCAGUGA